Aspergillus alliaceus is the source of this 768-nucleotide messenger RNA. RefSeq names its product nucleotide triphosphate diphosphatase NUDT15. The record is from RefSeq and is a predicted model, not a curated record. Lineage: Eukaryota; Fungi; Ascomycota; Eurotiomycetes; Eurotiales; Aspergillaceae. The coding region runs from base 53 to 655 and encodes 200 amino acids. Gene Ontology annotation, molecular function: 8-oxo-7,8-dihydrodeoxyguanosine triphosphate pyrophosphatase activity. The transcript has 3 exons. Gene Ontology annotation, cellular component: cytosol. Gene Ontology annotation, biological process: dGTP catabolic process.
CAAACACUCCUCAAUAUUCUUUUGGCCUUAACUUCAUUCCACAAGUUACACAAUGUUUGAGAAUACAUUGCCUGAACAGGCACUGGCUGAGAAUGCUAAGCCUAAGGACGAAAAAUUUAAGGGCCGAUUCGGAGUAGUUAGAACCGGGGUGAAUGUCCUCCUCUUUGAUGAGAAAGGCAGGUUCGUGAUGGGCAUAAGAAAAGGCAGCCAUGGUGCAAACACCUGGGGCCUCCCUGGUGGUCAUAUAGAUCUCAGAGAAAGCUUCGAGGAUUGUGCCAUACGCGAACUUGAUGAAGAAACAGGCUUAGCGAUCGUCAAUAUCAAGUUUCUCACCGUUACGAACGAUGUGUUCGAAGAAGCUGGCAAGCACUACACUACCAAUUUUCUUGUGGCCCAGGCUAAGUACAAAUACCCGUCCGCCGUGGUCCUGGAGCCCAAAAAAUGUGAGAGGUGGGAGUGGUUCACCUGGAAAGAAGUUAAGAAGUAUUAUGAGGCAGGUCAACCCUCCAACAAUGACAAAUAUACUAAAUUCGAUGGAAAGAAAUUGUUUCUCCCAACGGAGAACUUGUUCAAAACACGGCCAGAUGUGCGGCCCUGGGAGAAGCUCCAACCCCUGUGGCCAACCGAGAAGAAGAUGGAAUCCGAGACCAAAUGAUGAACCUUGGUUCUCCUGAUCGUGCUUCAUUUCUGCGGAUUAAUCCCUGGUCUGUUCAUCGCUCGACUGAUGGCCCGCGUGGCUGAGCGGUCAAUGGCGAGCUAGAAUUAAAG